GUGCAAGACAAAACGUCCAACGUGCACAAUCCAUGUCGACGAUGCAUCUGUGCCUUGGAACGAACGCCGUGACGCUAUGGCUCCUCCUGGCGGUGACGGUGACGCUUAGCAUAGCCCAAGUCGAUCACACUCUUCUCAUCCAGCAAGAUCUCAGUGAAACAUUUUGCCCUGUGUGCAACAUGGUGGUGCAACCAAAACCGAACCAACUUUUGCGUGGAAGUCAAGUGCUAUACGCGUGCAAAAUGGCAGGCCAUCUCAAGCAACUCGUGUCGAAUCCCAAAUCGUUUGUACGUGAGAUUUCCGCCAUUUCGACCUUGCCAGCACCGUACGCCAACUCCACCGUCGCCUGCCCCGUCUGCCAUGAUAGCAGUAUCACUCACGCUGUUCACUUGGGGCCUCACGGCAACCAGAUGAUCUUUGCAUGCUCCGAGCACCAUGCGUCGACCAUUUCAACAAAUCCCGCGGACGUCUUCAUUUACUCCCCGUCCAACGACACAAGUGCGUACUGCCAAGGAGCUACGACCAUGUACGACGGCUUCCAGUCUGCGUUUCACGGCAUUUGCCCGCGAUUGCUCUUUCCACGGUGGGUGUUGAACUCGGAAGUCAAGUACGGUGUCGGCUUUCUCGGCAUUGUCCUCAUGGGCAUGCUGCUCGAAUGGUGGGUGGAGUUUCAAGACAGAUUGCAGCGACGCUUCGUAAGUUCGGUGGGUUUGCCCAUGUCGGAAGCGACUGCGAGGGACGAGAAACUCUACGACGUGGAGAAUUCGACGUUGGAAGAUAAACUCCUGCCUGUGGAACAACGGCCGCUGCGACGACGGUCCCUGCCACUGCGUGCCAAGGCGGUUCUCGCGACGUCGUACACGGGCAUGAUGGCUCUCGCGUACUUCCUCAUGCUCGUCGUCAUGAGCUACGAGUCGGGCUUCUUCAUCGCAGCGCUCUUGGGGGUAGGACUCGGCUUCUUCUUCUUCCGCGACGUGGAUACCGCGAAUCCUUCCAGCAACCCCGAUCCAUGUUGUAGCACUUAAAACUCGCAUGAUCUGUCGUUGUCUGGUGUUGCCAACCCCGACGGUCCGUCACCCACCCAAGCCACCCUUCCAUUGUGCUGAAGUUGCCGACCAGCGCAAGCGUAGGCCGAGACCGCUCCUCAUCGCACUCUGCGCACCAACUCCUUCAGUCGCCAUUGUGUGCCAUGGCCGUGGACAUGUUGGUCCUUCAACUGUCGGGAAUGCCACGUAAUUUUAUCCGGACACACUGGCAUCGACGAGACGCUGUUGAAGGAGACACCACACUCGAUGACGAUGUCCUGUGGCGAAUAGGAUAUGCAGGAUGAGGACGACUUCGGAUCAUGUCCGAGGCCUCGCGAGUGGGGAGCGUUGUCUACCGAAGAUCAUGGGGGCACAUACAGUCUGUUCCAUCAAUGACAUCAGGAAAAACUCGGCAUAUGUCGUGCCUAUGUCAACAGCAAAUGCGAGGAUAGGACCAAGCGACUCGAUGUCGUGCAUCCAGUACCUUGAAUCCCG
Messenger RNA from Aphanomyces invadans, 1520 nucleotides. RefSeq lists its product as hypothetical. The coding region runs from base 33 to 1025 and encodes 330 amino acids. The transcript is spliced from 3 exons. Gene Ontology annotation, biological process: intracellular copper ion homeostasis; copper ion transmembrane transport. Gene Ontology annotation, molecular function: copper ion transmembrane transporter activity. The record is from RefSeq and is a predicted model, not a curated record. Gene Ontology annotation, cellular component: plasma membrane. NCBI's taxonomy places the organism in Eukaryota, Oomycota, Saprolegniomycetes, Saprolegniales, Verrucalvaceae.